Molecule: messenger RNA, 1241 nt
Organism: Triticum aestivum (bread wheat)
Lineage: Eukaryota; Viridiplantae; Streptophyta; Magnoliopsida; Poales; Poaceae
Product: lysine-rich arabinogalactan protein 18-like
Exons: 2
Coding region: 314-814 (166 amino acids)
Source: RefSeq, a predicted model, not a curated record
CUAGCCGCCGUCGCCACUCCUCUUUUGUCUCCUCCCACCUCGGGUUCUUCCCCGAUCCAAUCCUCCCUCGUUUUCUUCACUGGACCAAUCCCGCAGCGCUCCUCCUCCUCCUGCACGAGCCCUGCUUGUCCCUGGCCUCCUCCUCGCUCUCUCUCUCACACACAUCUCUCUCUCUGUACUUGCCGCAGCAAGGAACCGCCGCCGCCAAGUACUUGCCGGGAGCGACGCCGCCCGGAUCUGGCCGUCUCCGCGUCGCCCGCCCGUUCCCCGCCUCUGGCAACGGCCGCCGUCCGCCGCCGUACAGCCGACCGCCAUGGCACCCUGCUCGAGCUCGUCGUCCCCUGCGCCUCAAGCUCCUCCUGCCGGAGCCGCAAGUCCCGUGCCUCUGCGUUCAGCGCCGCCGUCUGCAUCCCGCCUGAACGGAUCGAGCGAUCCUGCUCAUCCCGCGCCGUGCCAAGCUGUCGUCUCCUGCCUCGUCGCGCUCGCCAUCCCCUACUGCGGCCUCUGCUUCCCUGCUCCAAACCGAACACCUUGCCGCCCUGGCAAGCAUGGCCUCGCCUUCGCGCCUCCGACAACUGUCCUCGUCGUCGCCGGCAACCCCAGGCAACAGCCGACGCCGUGGACGCUAACCGCCAAGCCGUCGCCUUCCACCAACGCCAUGGCCUCGGAUCUAGCCGGUUCCUGCGGUCCCUCGCCCCGCCAAGUCCCUCGCCUCGUCGCCCCUUCGCCCGCUCGUCGGAGCUCUGCUCCAGGCGCCGCCCGCAGUUCCCUGCUUCGGACAGGGGAACAAGCGCACGAGCAGCGUUCGCGUUGACCGCGGCCCCGCGCCUCCUCGUUCGAUCCAGCCUCCUGGGCCGCAAGCAAGCACCAAGGCCCAGCGCCCCUUCCAGCCUCCCUCUCCAUCGAGUGGGCCUUGACCCAUGGUGAGGCCCCCCCAGCGCCCCUUUGUUAUUCUUCUAUUGGGCCUGCUCCGGUUUUAGAUUCGGCCCAGUGUAGUUUUUUUCCAUGUCUGCGAUUUAGCUAUUAUCCAGAGUAUUGCAGUUUUAUAGAAAAACCCCUCAUGUUCAUGCAUUAAUAAUUAAUUAACCGUGCAUCUUUUGUAAAUAAUUUAUAUAUGUAAAAUGUUCAGAUUUCUGUGUAGUUUCACAAUAUGCUGCUCUCAUCCAUGUUUAAGAUGUUUAAGUUGCUGUUUACAUUUAUUUUACUUAAAUAACAUGCUAAAAUGAUUUAAUUCAUAACUA